Molecule: messenger RNA, 1588 nt
Organism: Leptopilina boulardi
Lineage: Eukaryota; Metazoa; Arthropoda; Insecta; Hymenoptera; Figitidae
Gene: sing
Product: protein singles bar
Exons: 4
Coding region: 410-961 (183 amino acids)
Cellular component (GO): membrane
Source: RefSeq, a predicted model, not a curated record
AACCGUCACAAUAUCCCAAAGUUCAUGGCACGUGCCAGAAAUAGACAGUGAUUUCCUUGUGUUAUUAACGACCCAGGGGGUGCAACGACACUUUCUUUUUGGGAUGCAUCUCAUGAACACCCUCAGUGAAUUUUCAACAGCAUUUGAAUACAGACGUCUUAAAGUAUAACUAUAUUUUAAAUAUUUAUUGUUAGGAAUUUAUUUUUAAAAAUUUAAUUAUUAUUAAUCAAUUUUUUUUUUUCACGUAAUAAAGUUAAUUAAUAACAAUAAAUAAUAUUGUUCAUAAUUAAUUUGAAAUUAAUUCAAUAAAGUGCUUUCAUUUAUUUAUUGUUAAAGUGCGUGGAGAUAAAGAAACGGGGAAUAAAAUUUAAAAAAGGACAUAAAUUAAAUUGAAUUAAGAAAAAAAAAAAUGAAAAGAAAUACCGGACCAAUAAUCAGGAUGGUGUCUAAUGAUACUCAUGGUGCUGGGGGAAUUCAAUGUUGUUUUUGCAGAUGUUGCACUUGUAUACAUCUCGAAUUUUUUAAAACUUUACCAGGCAUUCUCAAAGUAUGCGAAACCGUGAUUAGUGGAUUUAUUCAGAGUCUAUUAAUUAAUUAUGGCCUCCGACACAGUGCAACAAUUGGAAAUGCUUUUGAAGGAGCUUUAACGACUUCUUCUGCUUGUUUUUUCACAUCAACUGUGCUUUUGGCGUGUUACUUUCUCUCAGAAAAAUCAUAUAGACUCAUUCGUGCCUCUCUUUUUGAAGUAAUAUUCAACAGUUUGUCUUGUUUCUUUUAUUUGAGUUCCGCUUCUUUUUUGGCAGUUUCAACAAAAAUGUUUCUUAUGGCACAGUACUACUUGAUGCCAGGAUUCGAAGCUUAUCCAGCAAUGACAGCAGCUUAUAUGCUUAGCGGUUUUGUCGGACUUAUACAUGGAGCAGAUGCCUAUAUUUCAUACAUUCAUUAUAAGACCACGAGAUAAUUAAAAAUUUUUUUAUAAUUUAUAAAAUGAAUCUAGUCUUCAGAAAAGUCUGAUUGAAAAUCAAUCCAAAAGAACACAUUCUAAUAGUGCAAAUACAAGAAAUAAUUUCUCAUCUAUUAUCAAUGAUUAAAAAUUAAUAAUUUAAUUAUAAAAUAUUCGAUAUUAUUUUUUUACAAAAAAAAAAUUAUUAAUUUUUAAUAAUUCACUUGAAUGGAUCGAUUUUCUAAAACUCAAAUUAUAUUUAAAUUUUUGAAAAUUCAAAAAUAAAUGAAUGAGUCAUUUUUAUAUAGUUUACAAAUUAUUAUGAUGAAUGAAUAAUUUUGGGGAUAAAUAUUAAUUAAUUUAAUAAGCAUGUGAUUAAAAUGCAAAGAAGAUUUCUUAGGUCUUUCAAAUAAAAUGAAUCAAGAUGAUGACAUUUAGACGUCGUAUGUGAUUUCCAAGAGUGUCUCAGACAGGAAAUUGAUCCUAAAGUGGUACAGUUAGUUUGUUUCCAAGCUGUUCAAAACGAAGCUAAUUAGUUAAGUGCCACUGUUUCUAUAGACUCCACGCUCAAAUCAGUGACAAAUUUACUGUUUUAGCAAUUGAUGAAAAAAUAAAUGUCUUAAUCAUUAUUUUUUUAUUUAUCCA